Messenger RNA from Kockovaella imperatae, 1699 nucleotides. Its product is annotated as batten's disease protein Cln3. The record is from RefSeq and is a predicted model, not a curated record. The transcript is spliced from 7 exons. NCBI's taxonomy places the organism in Eukaryota, Fungi, Basidiomycota, Tremellomycetes, Tremellales, Cuniculitremaceae. Gene Ontology annotation, cellular component: vacuole; membrane. The coding region runs from base 274 to 1671 and encodes 465 amino acids. Gene Ontology annotation, biological process: regulation of intracellular pH.
CUCUUUCACCAACCUGGGGCGAAGACAACGCACCAUUUACUCGCCGUAGAUCGAGAAGUCAGGCAAGGCCCUGCUAGUUUGCCAUCAUAGCUCUCAGGCUGUCGUCGUACAGAGCCACCGCAUGGAUGGAGCGCCACUGCGACCCGUACUCUCACCCAUGAGUUCAAAUGUUUUCGAAUCGGGGCACCAUCCGCCUCACCCGGAUCCAGAGGAGUAUGAUGAACAGGAGGUCGAUGGGUUCAUAGCAUGUGAGCGUAUAGCCACCAAGGCGCGAUGAAGGAGCUCAAUGAGCAUGAAACAGCUCAUGAUGCCCCUUCGGCCUGGCAGAGGGCGGCUUGGACAAGACUCUUCGUCUCAUUCAUGACGUUUGGCCUUCUCAACAACGUUUUAUACGUGAUCAUUCUCUCUGCUGCGCUAGACCUGGUACCCUCUACGACUCCGAAAGGCGUAGUAGCGUUCUUCAACAUCUUCCCGGCACUCUUGGCUAAGGUUUUUUGGCCCAUCUUGUCUCGGGGAACCAUCCGGUAUGCUCGGAGAGUUUGCCUGUGCACCGUGUGCAGCUGGCUGGGAAUAGCAAUCAUUGCCUUUUCAUCAAGCGUCAAACCGCGUCUAUUUGGAAUAUCCCUCGCUUCGCUCUCGUCCGGUUUGGGAGAGCUGACUUUCCUUCAACUCUCCACCACGUUACCCACACCUUCAUCCUCACGUACAGCUCUUGGUGCUUGGUCUAGCGGGACAGGGUUCGCAGGCAUCGCCGGAGCCGGACUGUGGUGGCUGCUCCGUGGGCUCGGUGUCAAAGGCGGUCUAGGCUUGUCAAGCCUCUUACCGCUCUUCUUCCCGUUGACGUACUUCGUGCUCCUGCCUUCGUUCAGCUUGUUGGACGAAGACGCAGGCGCAGUGUACCAACCUGUACCAACGGAUGUUGGCGAUUCUGAAUCGACCGUCUCGACCUAUCAGCCAAGUGAACAUCCCGCCACGUCAAGCAGCAAAAAGCACAAGAUUCAGCUCACCACGAUGGACAAAAUCAACUUGAUCAAGCCUCUUGUCUUGCGAUUCAUGCUCCCGUUAUGUAUCGUCUACAUUGAGGAAUACGUCAUCAACUCUGGAGUCGCUCCCACUUUGGUCUUUCCCCUUCCCACCACUGGUCUUUGGUCUAUCCUAUUCAAAUCAGCAAGAGAUUACUAUCCCUUUUGGUCACUUACCUAUCAAACUUUCGUCUUCAUAUCCCGAUCAUCCUUAUCCCUGGGCUUGCCGCCACUACCGAGGCGUCUCCUUCCUCUCCCGGCUAUCGUCCAGUGCGGAGUUCUCUCUUUGCUCUCGCUGCAAGCUUCAAAGUUUGUCUUCUCGUCCCCAGAAUACACGCCUCCUGCUGUCCCUCCGCUUCAGGGAUCGGAUCGGACAAUCUCAUUUGUGUUUGUCCUAAUCUGCCUCGAAGGUCUCUGUGGUGGAGCUGCAUACGUCAAUACGUUCUACCAUGUGGGUAGAGAGGGUGAAGAUGGAGGUGAGGGACUACAAGGGAUCAGACAGAAGAUGGAAAAAGAAUUCAGGAUCGGGGCCACGGGUGCUUCUGAUUCUCUAGGUAUACUGUUCGCCUCGCUCAUCUCCAUGCCGUUCGAGCUGGCCCUAUGUGAUGCUCAAGUUGCUCGAGGCAGAACAACCUGCAGGGAUCUAUGAGAGCGGAAGGACAUUCUUGUAUGAGGGA